This is a messenger RNA of Thlaspi arvense, 1281 nucleotides long. Lineage: Eukaryota; Viridiplantae; Streptophyta; Magnoliopsida; Brassicales; Brassicaceae. The record is from the annotation of a GenBank genome assembly.
AUCCGUCCGAUGACGAUCGUUAAACCGUCACAGCUCUCUCUCUCCGGCGGAUCCUCGCCGCUAUGUUCACUCAAAGGAUCACUCCUCACCGUCGCCGUUCUCACUUUCGUCUCCCUCUUCUACCUCUCUCUCAAUUCCUUGCGCACUUCGCCGCCGUCUCUAGGACCGAUUCAGGUUCCUCAGACCUUCGUGAAGGAAGACAGUGGAGUUAAUACUGAUAACGACGGCGCACCGGCUGAGGAAGAUCAUUAUUCCGAUGUUUAUCACUCGCCGGAGUCGUUCAGGUUGAAUUACGCCGAGAUGGAGAGGAGAUUCAAGGUUUACAUAUACCCCGACGGGGAUCCCAACACGUUUUAUCAGACGCCGAGGAAAGUCACCGGAAAAUACGCCAGCGAGGGUUACUUCUUCCAGAACAUCAGGGAGAGUCGAUUCCGCACCCUAGAUCCAGAGGAGGCGGAUCUCUUCUUCAUCCCCAUUUCUUGUCACAAGAUGCGAGGCAAAGGAACAUCAUAUGAAAACAUGACUGUGAUUGUUCAGAACUACGUUGAUGGGUUGAUAUCUAAGUACCCUUAUUGGAACAGAACCUUGGGAGCUGAUCACUUCUUCGUCACCUGUCACGACGUUGGUGUUAGAGCAUUCGAAGGAUCUCCGCUCCUGAUUAAGAAUACGAUUAGGGUUGUGUGCUCACCGAGCUACAACGUCGGUUUCAUUCCCCACAAAGAUGUUGCUCUGCCCCAAGUUCUUCAGCCAUUUGCACUCCCUGCCGGUGGAAAUGAUGUUGAAAACCGGACGACGCUUGGUUUUUGGGCGGGUCAUCGGAAUUCGAAGAUACGGGUGAUACUAGCCCGUGUGUGGGAAAACGACACAGAGCUCGAUAUAUCGAACAACAGGAUCAACAGAGCAACGGGGCAUCUAGUAUAUCAGAAGAGAUUCUACCGGACUAAAUUCUGCAUUUGCCCCGGCGGUUCUCAGGUCAACAGCGCUCGCAUUACCGACUCCAUCCAUUACGGAUGCAUCCCUGUUAUAUUGUCAGACUACUACGACCUCCCUUUCAACGACAUUCUAAAUUGGAGAAAAUUCGCGGUUGUACUCAGGGAGCGAGAUGUCUAUGACCUGAAGCAGAUCCUCAAGAACAUACCACAAGCUGAGUUUGUUUCGUUGCAUAACAACUUGGUCAAGGUGCAGAAGCAUUUUCAGUGGAACUCACCUCCUGUCAAGUUCGACGCAUUUCACAUGAUCAUGUAUGAACUAUGGUUACGCCACCAAGUCAUCAAGUACUGA